Petromyzon marinus (sea lamprey) is the source of this 5494-nucleotide messenger RNA. Its product is annotated as E3 ubiquitin-protein ligase COP1. Gene Ontology annotation, molecular function: ubiquitin protein ligase activity; protein binding. The record is from RefSeq and is a predicted model, not a curated record. NCBI's taxonomy places the organism in Eukaryota, Metazoa, Chordata, Hyperoartia, Petromyzontiformes, Petromyzontidae. Gene Ontology annotation, biological process: proteasome-mediated ubiquitin-dependent protein catabolic process.
CCUGGCCCGUGCGACACCGCAAUCCGACAAAGUUCUCUACCUACACGCGAAUCCCUCCCCAUCAUUGAGCUCAGAAGAUCUUUGUUGCGUUUCAUUCAAGGCAAUUUGACCAUGAGGACCUCGGCGAUGUCGACGGCGUCGGUGACGGGGUCCGGCUCUUCGUCGGGCCCCGGCUCAAGUCGCCAAGCCUCGGCCAGCUCUUCGGCCGGAGCCUCGGGCUCGUCUAGCGGGGCGGCCGGGAGAGGCACGCCUCGAGGCGGCCAGCGCAAGCGGCCGCAAGCGCCCAUCUACAACGGCCUCGUGAACUCGUACGAAGACAAGAAUAACGACUUCGUGUGCCCCAUCUGUUUCGACAUGAUAGAAGAGGCGUACAUUACCAAGUGUGGCCACAGCUUCUGUUGCAAAUGCAUCCGUCGGAGUCUGGAGGAGAAUAAUCGUUGCCCCAAGUGCAAUUACGUCAUUGAGAAUCCAAACCAGAUAUUUCCCAACUUCCUCUUGAAUGAGCUGAUCCUGAAGCAGCGUCAGCGGCUUGAGGAGAAGAGAAUGAAGAUGGAACAACCGAGCGGCCAGCACUGGCACACUAUCCAGGAGUUGCUGGCGCUGGACCAAGAUGGCUUGGAGCUCGCCGACGUGAACCGCAUGCUGGAGCUGCUCACACAGAAGAAGAUGCAGCUGGAAGCGGAGUCGACAGUGGCACAACACCAGCUGCUGAUUGAAUUCCUGCAGCAGGCUCACCGCAACAAGCAGGGGCAACUGGAUCAGCUGUCGAAGGAGCUGAGCGUCCUGCACGGCGACAUGCGGCACGUCGAGGAGCUGAUGCAGAAACACCACGAAGCCUUGGUGCCCCAAGUGCCCCAGUUGCUGGAGACCCCAUCGACCAGCAGUUUGGUGGACUCGGAUUACCCCUUCCCUGCAUUUACGGACAGCGCUCAGGCAAAGCGGUUACCGUGCCACGGGAACAACUCGAUGGCAGCAAGGAGGAAGAAACUGUCGGCACAUUUCGACGACCUGGAGCAGUGCUACUUCACCUGCCGCCUGUCGUCGCCCUCGGAUGAGAACAAGUGCGGACAGCUGGAGGAGUUCCAGGACUGCCUGGCAAAGUUCACGCGCUACAGCUCUGUGCGCCCGCUCGCCACGCUUUCCUACGCCAGCGACAUCUACAAUGGCUCCAGCAUCGUGUCCAGUAUCGAGUUUGAUCGGGACUGCGAUUACUUCGCCAUCGCUGGAGUGACCAAGAAGAUCAAGGUGUUUGAGUACGGCACGGUGAUCCGAGAUGCGGUGGACAUUCACUACCCCGUGAUCGAGAUGACCUGCAACUCCAAGAUCAGCUGCAUCAGCUGGAGCAACUACCACAAGGGCAUCCUGGCCAGCAGUGACUACGAGGGAACCGUGAUCCUCUGGGAUGGCUUCACAGGACAGAGGACAAAGGUUUUCCAGGAACACGAGAAGCGAUGUUGGAGCGUAGACUUCAACCUGAUGGACCCCAAGAUCCUAGCGUCUGGGUCUGACGACGCCAAAGUCAAGCUGUGGUCCACGCACUUGGACAAUUCCGUUGCGUGCAUCGAAGCAAAAGCCAACGUCUGCUGCGUCAAGUUCAGCCCCACGUCGCGCUACCACCUAGCGUUCGGUUGUGCAGACCACUGCGUCCACUAUUACGACCUGCGCAACACCAAGCUGCCCGUCAUGGUGUUCAAGGGCCACCGGAAAGCCGUCUCGUACGCCAAGUUCGUGAGCGGCGAGGAGAUCGUCUCUGCCUCGACAGACAGCCAGCUGAAGCUGUGGAGUGUGAAUAAGCCCCACUGCUUGCGCUCCUUCAAAGGCCACAUCAACGAAAAGAACUUUGUGGGGCUGGCCACCAACGGAGACUACAUUGCUUGCGGAAGUGAGAACAACUCGCUGUACGUCUACUACAAGGGCCUCUCCAAGAUGUUGCUCACGUUCAAGUUUGACAUGGUGAAGAGCGUGCUGGAGAAGGAGAAGAAAGAGGACGACGGGAGCGAGUUUGUGAGCGCCGUGUGCUGGCGGGUGCUGCCGGACGGGGACUCCAAUGUACUUGUAGCAGCCAACAGUCAAGGAACCAUCAAGGUGCUGGAGCUAGUGUGAGGGGCCGCCCACUACAACCGCACUUUGCGCGGGACCAGCCUGCGGCACCGCUCUCGUACGACGCACAACCCCUCCGUGGUCGAGCGGUGGGGCACCGCCCGACCGCCCGCUCGCCCACCGGCACAAACCAAGCCCCCCAUCACAUGAAGACGUUUCCAUGAAACAUAGCGGAUCUUGCCCUAGACAUUGGGACAUUGGUUUUCUUUGUGUGUCGCGUCUACACAGCUGACAUCUACAAGGCGUCAAGACGGACAUUUUUAUUGUAAACCAAGGGUAGCGGAAAUGCGGAGGGCAGGGAUGUACCGAGCGCUUUACGCUGCGACGCGGCGAGCCCGUCGGCGGCCGGGAUGGGACGAUCGCCCGGCAAAGACUACGCAGGCGGCACACCGCGCGUGGCUUUCGGGGCGGAGGAUUCGAAUGUUUUGCCGUCGAGCCGCGACUGGAGUUGUGCGCGCGACUGUUGGACACGACGGGGGAGGACUGGGAAUAAUUUUUAGGAGCGGACACACGUGUUUUGCGCGUGCUUGCGAUUGCGCGUGCAAUGCUUCUCACCACGCGCGUGCGUGUAUGCACGCGCGCGCGUGCCUGGGGUGGCCCAAAGCUUGUUGCAAGACAGCAGUCCCGUUUUAAAAUACAGGAAUGCGCAGAGGCUUAUUCAGUGGCUAUGUGAUGGAGGCCUCAUUUCACUUGAAUGAAAAGACGUUCUUGCGCCACGGUUUUUGCGCUCAUCCUCUGCCCCCCCCCCCCCCCCCCCCUGGGUGUCGGCGGUUUUACUAAUUUGAGUUUACAGUAUUUAAAGAAGGUUAUGCUUGUAGAUUCAUUCGGAAACAAAAGAACGCUAAAACAACGAUACAGUUGGCGUAAAUGGUGUGCGGUGAUGAAAUACUACAGGAAUGGAUUUAGCUUCCUUAAAUAGGUUUAGAAAACACACAAAUGUACAGUAUUUUGGCACUUUCUUCACAAAAGUCUCAAAUAUAAUUUUCUAUUCAAAUCUACAAGGGUGGAAGGAAGCAUAUUAAGAAUCUUGGGUUCACUUAAUUUUGUAUCUUAACGAAAGUAAAAAAAAAUGUACAUGUUGGGAUUCAUCAAUCUUGUGAUAUUUGUGAAGUCGCAGCACACGGAGCGUUACGUUUGUUGUCUGCCGUUCGUGCGUCUACAGCUGGUGGGUUGGACAUGUCAGUGUGACACGGACGUUUGGUCUGGGCUAAUAGUUAUAUUUUUGACAAUUCCACCAAAGGGGCACUGAAACAGCCAGCAAAGUCCUUCCCCUGGUUGAUCAUUACUUUUAUUAUUACCAUUUAAGAUCAUAAUUCGUGUUGCACUGAAAUGAAAUGUCCCUUUUCGUUUGCAGUCUUCAUUAAGUGUCUUCCGCUUUUGAUCCUGCUGUGUUCGUGGCGGUGUUCCGAUGGAUGUUUGUGUUCAUCCCCGUUUUGUUGCUCGCUGUAUGCAGACAAUGCAAACGUUAGUUUUUUUUGUUUAAAGAUCAGGAAGGCUCCAGCCCUGACUUAUGCUCUGCUGGGUAGAAAUGAUGAUUUAAUGAAUGGGUUCACAUCGGUUGAGGAUCGAGGUUUUUUUUUUUUCCAAAUCCAGGCCAUUGCGGGACUCGUAAAGUUUCCUGCUUUUUUACGCCAAAUAAUUAACAAUGACUGACGGAGUUGUCAAAUUGACUUGCUGUUUGAGAAGUGCUCGUGCGCAGAGAUAAGCUUGUCUUUGAGAGCCACGGUAAGUGUAACGGCACGUAAUAAACAAGGAGUACAACCUGAUGAAAACAUACUUUCUCAUGGGUCCCGUGAUGAUGUCCAUGGGGUGUGUAAUCCGGAUCGUGUGUUCUCAAGAGAAUGUUAAGAAAUCUUGAAAUCGUUUGUGCAAAUGCUAGAGAGAUGUUUGUCGUUGCACGAGGAGAGCUUGACACUCAACUUGUCCAUCCUCGUCCACCCUUCGUGCUCCUUUGUCCGUACCGAGUGUCCCACUGGUGUCGGCGGCCCAAACACGUGGCGUGUAAUCUACACAAGUAUCGCGAGUCACAUAUCACUUGCUAAUAACGGGUCUGCACGCGGAUGGAAUAAGACUUGUCUUUGUGGAAAGGGUGGACCUUGAGGGAAAUCAAUAGGACUGCAUUUGAAGAUUGCCCUUUGCUGCAACCACACUAAUCUGAUGGCCACACUGUUUGCUAAGCACGCAACGAUUUGUCCUCCGCAAUGCGAUGAAAUAAUCCCAAAAAAAUUACAUCAAGGUCACGAUUUUAUUUUUCGAGAUGGGUUUUUUUUUUACCAUUGUGAGCUGUAGCAGCCUCCAUUGGCUCCAAGGUUCGGGAACCGAUUACAGCGUAUACGAAUAGGGAAACUUAUUUAUUUGACAUGUCACAUGUAUAAGAUUGGAUUUAAAUCCAAAAGCCAUACAUUUUGCUUUGUGCGUUAAUCCAGAAUCACUUGGGUUCACAAUUUGUGCAUAAGAAUCUGUUUAUUAAUUCGUAUAUGUUGUAUGUCAUGGGUUCACUUGUCCCCUACGGCCAUUUAAAGGGGCUCCAUUAUCCCAAAUGUGUAUUGUCGCCAAUAAUAGAUUAUGUUUCUUGCCUUCAGAGCACCAAGGCACCACAUUUGGUAAAACCAUCAACGGGUGUGGCAGUGUUGUUUCUUUUAAUGAACAUUCGCGAUGGACGUAUUCAUCCGUUAUUUAAUUUUUUUCAUUGUAAGACCCAUGACGUUAGUGGGCGAAAAUCACGAAGCUUGAGGACCACUACCACCCACCCAGAGACCAAAGCGUGACCGACCUUGACGGGGCAAAAUUAAUUCACUAAUUGGCCAACGAAUACCACAUUUAAUAAUUACGAGUGGGUUCAAUGUUUUACGGCUUUAGUAUGCCAAGGCUAAGCCAAUAACUUAAGUGAAAUCCACAGACUUAAGAGCCGUUUUCUAUAUCGGCCACGAUGCUCGCCUCGGGGCUUGAGCUGCUCGCUUGCUGUGGAAGACGCCUGAAGUGGCUCAGCCGUUGUUCGGCUCCGAGCCGGCUCAAGUUCAGCACGGCUCUGAGCUGGCUCACUCGAGGUCGGGCCUAAGCCGCGGCCGUGACAAAGAAUACGGGCCUACGACUUGCCUCAAACUUUUAUCAUCGACUAUAUUAAACCCACGACUAAAAUAACGCGUCGACUUAACACUGCUGGCUAGACCAUAUCUGUCGGCCGCUUGGAGUCUUUCGAGCUGACCUGACCCUCUGCGUUGACUUCCCCCUUGGCCACGUGGGUUUCUGGAAGAGCCGAGUGUGUUCUAGAGUUAAAUGGGGGGGGGGGGGGGGACCGCUCGUGUGUAUGUGUGCAGUGCGAUGGUGGGAGUUGGUACCUUGUGCUCAUUUUGUACUUUCUGUCCGUGAACAAUAAAGACAGGGUUUUACACUU